Molecule: messenger RNA, 2029 nt
Organism: Drosophila busckii
Lineage: Eukaryota; Metazoa; Arthropoda; Insecta; Diptera; Drosophilidae
Product: N-acetylgalactosaminyltransferase 4-like
Exons: 4
Cellular component (GO): Golgi apparatus
Source: RefSeq, a predicted model, not a curated record
AAACAUAUUGACGGAUAAAUUAUGGAAUUAUCAGAAAGUAAAACUGACCAGCCUAAGCCUAAUAUGGUGGUUCUAAAAAGAAAGUUCCAGUGCAAUCGCUGGGUAAAGAGAAGAAUGCAAUAUAUUCUCGCAUUUUCACUCCUAGUACUAAUUGCAAUAAUAAUGUUGAAACGAAGAAAUAAAAAAAAUUGCAUAUAUAGAAAUAAGUGUUCAUUUGAAUAAUAUCGCACCACAAAAUUUGAAUGAGGAUAAUAAAAGUGACAUACUGCCGCAAAAGACACUGGACAUGAUCGCUACUAUAAGAUACAAACAGUUUACGCUGCCCACACCACAAACUGAACGCAGGGACUGGAACGACAACAAAAUCUUAGAAGCGGACCAAUCUCGAGUAGGUCCUGGAGAGCAUGGCCACGGUGUAACCUUUGAAAGUUAUGAAGAAAAAAAGUCGGAAAAAAAACUUUACAGAUCUAAUGGAUUUAACGCUUUGGCCUCUGAGAAAAUAUCCGUGAAUCGGUCGGUACCCGACGCAAGACCCGCAGAAUGCAAGACCCGGAAGUAUUUGGCAAAACUACCCAGAGUCAGCGUUAUACUCAUUUUCUACAAUGAGCAUUUUCACACGCUAUUGCGUUCAAUUCACAGCAUCGUAAAUCGAACUCCAAAGGAGUUGCUUGAGCAAAUUGUACUGGUGGAUGACUUCAGCAGCAGAGUAACACUGAAGGCUCCACUCGACGAUUAUAUUUCUAAGAACUUUCCGCCAAUUAUUAAAAUAGUUCGUAAUCAAAAAAGACUUGGCCUAAUUGGAGCUCGUCUUGCGGGCGCAAAAUCCGCAACCGGUGAGGUUUUGGUAAUUUUUGACUCUCACAUCGAAGUUAACUAUAAUUGGCUUCCGCCGUUAUUGGAGCCCAUUGCUAUCAAUUCCAAGAUUAGCACGUGCCCUAUGGUGGACAACGUUUUACACAAUAAUUUCGAGUACGCGCCUACUGAAAAAGGAUUAAGAGGUGGGUUUAAUUGGCGUUUUUCUUACAAACAGUUGUCCCUUCUGCGUGAGGAUAAGCUCAACCCAACACUACCAGAUAAAUUUUCACUCAAAUUUCACUUCAUUUAUCACAAAAAUCCAUCAGCAAAGCAAUUUUUCUCUUGAAGUUCUGCCUGCCUGGGCUGGUUGGAUAUAUGGGGUGCCGAGCAAUUUGAGCUAAGCUUCAAGAUAUGGAUGUGCGGUGGCAUGAUUCUAGAUGUGCCUUGUUCACAUGUGGCACAUAUUUUUCGAGGCCCCAUGGAUGAACGUCCUAAUCCACGAAGCUAUAAUUUUGUGAUAAGGAAUCAGAAGCGAGUUGCCGAGGUCUGGAUGGAUGAGUAUAAGCAAUACGUAUAUAAUCGUGAGCCAGAGAACUAUGCCAAGUCGGAGGUUGGAGACCUGACGCGUCAGCAUGCAGUACGCCAGCGACUAAAGUGCAAAUCCUUUGACUGGUACAUGAAAACGGUGGCAUUUGAUUUUCUUGUAAAUUAUCCGCCUAUAGAGCCGCCUAGUUAUGCUUGGGGUGCCAUUAAGAAUGCCGUUCAUACUGAAUACUGCUUGGAUACUAUGAGUAAAUCAGCUGAAAGUCGAGUGGGAUUAUUUCAAUGCGCCGAGAAUCUCACAAAUCCACAGCCAAACCAAUUCUGGCAGCUAUCUGCCCAUAGAGAGGUACGACAUCCGCAUGACGAACUUUGCCUAGACGUUCAAGGAGACAAGAAAAACAUUCCUGUAUGGAUGUGGGAGUGCCACUUAAGUCAAGGCAACCAGUUCUGGUACUAUGACCGUAAGAAAAAGUGGCUAGUCCAUGGUCAGAAAAAUCACCGCUGCCUUGAAGCUAUUAAUGAUAAAGGCUACCCGGAAGUUGUUGCAAAUAAGUGCGACAAAAGCAAAAGGGAACAACGAUGGACAUUUGCCACAGUCAAUAACUCCAUGCUGGAUAACUUCUUUGAUAAUAUCGUCAGUUAUGAAAGUUAAUUAAGUUUAUUAAUUUUGAAUUAAAUUGUUUAACUUCUU